This is a messenger RNA of Sipha flava (yellow sugarcane aphid), 628 nucleotides long. RefSeq lists its product as uncharacterized. The transcript has a single exon. The record is from RefSeq and is a predicted model, not a curated record. The coding region runs from base 101 to 535 and encodes 144 amino acids. Lineage: Eukaryota; Metazoa; Arthropoda; Insecta; Hemiptera; Aphididae.
UAUUGAUAACGCCAUGAAUGUAAACACAUAAUAUAACAAUAAAUAUUAUGGCUACAACAUAACCUCAUAGUUAAUACGAAAUUGUUCAAAUCCAUCAAACAUGAGUUCAUCAUCAUCUAAAUCUAUAGCCGAGCAAAUAUCUAAAAUGAAUAUUGAUGAGGUAAGAAAAUUAAUAUCUUUUCACGUUAAUCAAGCAAACAAUAAUAACAAUCGUGCAGAUUCAAUAAAAUGGAUAAGUGCAUUGAUUACUUCCAAUAUGAUGCGGACUUUGAGAGAUCCAUCUUUUCAUGAAUCUCUAUUUCUAUUGAAACCAUUGAAAAAUGUGUCAUCUUAUCAUUGGAAAUUAUUAAAAUUAAAAGGACGAUUAGAUACGAUAACUGAACGAAUGAUAAAAAGAAAAAGUGGAACUUUGGAACCUUACACUACUUAUAUGGAUGAAGAUUCAACUGAUAAAAUUGAUAAAUUUUUAUUAAUGAGUCAAGUAAAACCAUUGGAGUCCGAUGACGAUGACAUGGAUUUAAAUAAAAUUAUAUAAUUUAUUUUAAUAUAAAUAAAUUGUAAACAAAUUAAUAAUGUAAUGUAUGUGUAUAAAUAUUAAAUUGUAUCAUUUGAACUGUAUUUUACAAAG